Molecule: messenger RNA, 1729 nt
Organism: Pogona vitticeps (central bearded dragon)
Lineage: Eukaryota; Metazoa; Chordata; Lepidosauria; Squamata; Agamidae
Source: RefSeq, a predicted model, not a curated record
AGAGUGACCAGCAGCUGGAUUGUGCCUUGGAUUUGAUGAGGCGUCUGCCUCCCCAGCAGAUUGAGAAAAACCUCAGUGACCUGAUCGAUUUGGUCCCAAGCCUCUGUGAAGAUCUCUUGUCCUCCGUCGACCAGCCUUUGAAGAUCGCGCGGGACAAAGUGGUGGGGAAGGAUUACCUCCUCUGCGACUACAAUCGGGACGGAGACUCAUACAGAUCACCGUGGAGUAACAAAUAUGACCCGCCCCUGGAAGAUGGAGCGAUGCCGUCCGCUCGCCUGCGCAAGCUUGAGGUGGAAGCGAACAAUGCGUUUGACCAGUACAGAGAUUUGUAUUUUGAAGGGGGCGUGUCCUCCGUCUACCUCUGGGACCUCGAUCACGGCUUUGCCGGCGUGAUUCUCAUUAAGAAGGCUGGCGACGGAUCAAAGAAGAUUAAGGGUUGCUGGGAUUCCAUCCAUGUAGUGGAAGUGCAGGAGAAGUCCAGCGGCCGUACGGCCCAUUACAAGCUGACCUCCACGGUGAUGCUGUGGUUGCAGACGAACAAAACAGGCUCCGGCACAAUGAACCUCGGAGGCAGCCUCACCCGACAGAUGGAAAAAGACGAGACCGUGAGCGACUCCUCUCCGCACAUAGCCAACAUUGGCCGCUUGGUAGAGGACAUGGAGAAUAAAAUCAGAAGUACGCUGAACGAGAUCUAUUUUGGAAAAACAAAGGACAUCGUCAACGGGCUUAGGUCAGUGCAGACGUUUGCCGACAAAUCGAAGCAAGAAGCGCUGAAGAACGACCUGGUGGAGGCUUUGAAGAGGAAACAGCAAAGUUAAAAACCAAUUCUCCUCCCUGUCGAUGAUGCUAACAAAAACAUGCCAUGCAUUCAUUAGAUUUUCCUUUUUUUCUUUCUUAGAAAACAUUUUCGUUCUCUCUCUCUGUCUCUCUCUCUCUCCUUGCAACCCUCCAGCCGCCCGCCACGUUUUUUUUUCCUCUCUGACAUCACAUCCGAUCUCUUUCCGCUCACCAAGCGCCGCCUGAGUUCCUCCCGCCUGCCCCGACGAAUAAAGCUGUAUAAACUUUUAGCAGUCUCUUGCAGCUUACUUCUGCACCACCCCCACCAUCCCCUUGCCUUCUUACCAAAACCAGGCAAAGCGUUUCUAGGGAGGAAUCCAGGGGGUGGUGGUUUCUCUUCCCUUCUCCCCCCCCUUCCCUUAUGUUUAAGGUGCAUAAAUAAGGCCGCCAGUUGCUAUCUGUUAACCUCUUAUCACCCCGACCCCCUGGCUCCGCGUGCUUUCCAUCUUUUGCUACAUUGGUGUAAAAAAUGUAAAGCAACACAACGAACAGCAACAACAAGAAAAAAAGAUUUUGUUAAAUACUGUGGUGUAUGAAAGGUGUGUGGGGGGAGGUAAACCCUGGAAAAUAUGUACUCUGUGUGCUUGGGGAGGCUUCGAGAAGGGGUGGGGGUGUGAAACCACAGUGGUCUGUAUGAGGUUUUCCAAACUAGUGACGCUUGAAGUCCUGCUUUUGAACUGGGAUAGUUUAAAAAUGCUUCCCCCUGUCCCUUCUCUCCUCCCCCCCCCUUUUUUUUCCAUUUUCUAUGGAAUGCAAAAGACCGGUUAUCUUUUGGAUUUUUGUUUUGUUUUUUUAAAAUUUGUAAUGCUUCAGUUUGAAUCUGCAUCUUAUACUUGAGCCUCCAUCCUUAAAAGAAAGAAAAAUAUAAUAAACCACAAAAAAUGAAAACGGA